UUCACUGGUUCAGGGGAAUCGUAUUUUCUGUCUUCCAAUUGGUUCGGCGGCACGCGUCGAUGAACACAAAUUCAACAGCAGACCUCAGACAGUGGGGAAGGCUAUAAAAAGACAUGGAUCUUUCAAAACCCUCACAGUUCUUCGUUGGUUGCUCUUGCGUUCUGUUCGCUAAAAUAUUUUACAAAAAUAGAAAAGAUAAAAGAUACUCGGAGAGAAAAAAAAAAGAUACAAAACCCAAGAGAUAUCAUUUUAAGUUCCGUUGAGAAAUCGUGAUCCCUUUUUAAGAACUUCCAAAAAAAAAAAUUAUACUUUUAGAAAAGAAAAAAACCCAAAAUGCAUCUUGAAAUGAUCGCGGGUAAAAACUAUAGCAAGUGUCCUUUGAAAAAACGUCCAGUGCAUUAUGAUUUCGAGGACGAUAACGAUAAUGACAAUGACAUUGAUGUCGAUAGUAGUGACUCACCACCGCCGCCGUCUUCGUCGUCGUUGUUAGUCCUUACAAAGGACGAACCUGAAAAUUUAAGUGUUAAAAAAGAAAUCGACAUGUGCAGUGAUGAAUCUUCGUCCACCGUCGUCGAUGUUAUGUCCACAACAUCCUCGUCGUCUUCAUGCAAGGAUAACAAUAAUAGUGUUUGUGUGAAAAAAGAACAAUCCUCACCAGUGAUCGUGCCAACUCCAACUUAUCCAAAUGGCUAUGGAAAUGGCCUACAGCCAUGGAACUUCCAUGUCUCGCCCUACACUGCCGAAUUCUACAGGACCAUCAAUAAUCCGCAUUUGAAUCAUACGCAAAUUUCACCGUUGCGAGGAGAACUCCUCUCGCCCAGUUCACCAUCGGAAGCUGGAUCCUUGUCGCCACCACCACACUACUUAAAUGGCCGUGCCAGUUCUGUAUCGCCUCCCAUGCGAUCGGAAAUCAUUCAUCGGCCAAUUGGUGUGCGACAUCUGCCACAUUCCCAGCUCACCCAUCGUUUCAUGCCAUAUCAGAUCCCGGCCUCGCCAUAUUCACCAUUCGGAUUAAAUCUCACACACGCUCCAAUCUCGCCAGCUUACAGUGACUCGUCGUACUUCUCGAUGCGGGCACUUACUCCAGAAUCCAACUGCUCGUCCCUGCCGGAAGACCUCUCCCUGAAACAACUCUCCUCGCCAUCUGGUACCUCCUCGGUGCUGCUUUCACCAACAUCGCCAUCAGUGGUCUCAUCUGGAGCAUCAGUAGCCAGUUCACAGCACUCGCCAAGUGAGGUCUCUGUCAAGAAGGAGAAAUCCUCCGCUCCUCCACGAUACCAGUGCCCUGAUUGCAACAAGUCCUACUCCACAUUCUCCGGCCUGACCAAGCACCAGCAGUUCCAUUGCCCAGCCGCCGAAGGAAAUCAAGUAAAGAAAUCCUUCAGCUGCAAGGACUGCGACAAGACCUACGUAUCGCUCGGUGCCCUCAAGAUGCACAUCCGCACCCACACUCUGCCUUGCAAGUGCUCCAUCUGCGGAAAAGCCUUCUCCCGACCAUGGCUGCUCCAAGGACACAUCCGAACCCACACCGGCGAGAAGCCGUUCAGUUGCCAACAUUGCCAUCGGGCGUUCGCCGAUCGUUCCAACCUGCGUGCCCAUCUGCAAACGCACUCAGACGUCAAGAAGUACUCAUGCACAUCCUGCUCCAAGACUUUCUCUCGCAUGUCCCUGCUGACAAAACACACCGAAGGAGGCUGCCCCGGAGGCAAUAGCUGUUCCGCCAACUCAUCCUAUCUCGCUUCCUAUGGAGAUCACUAAAGAUCUUUAACUCGCAUUGCAUUGUAUCGACUCCGAUCGUGCAUCCUCCAGCCAUAGAACACAUUUUUGGAUUGAAUUCUGUUGAAAACCAAAAAUUAGUUCCUAGAAGCCCACAAAAUCCCACCCAACAUCACAAAACAAACAAGAAAAAACAGAAGAGACCACAAAACCCAGUUAUUCGUUAUAAAUUAUUUUUAUUUUGUUUUUAAUUAACUUGAAGAAUUUUUGAAGUUUAAUCAAAAUUGUUUUAGUUCAUAUUUUGUUUUAUUGCAUAAUUUUAUAGUUUUUCUUUUUGUUCUUGUAAUCCUUGUAAAUGCUAAAAAACGGAACCUCUAGUCACACAUCGUGUUGUAAAAUAAAACAAAAACAAAAGUUGUAACUUGAACUCAUAAUCCUUGCGAGAAAAGUGCCUAUUUAAUUUAUUUUAUUAUUUUUUUUUUUAAUUUGGAAGACAAAUAUGUACAAAAAAAACUCCUGUAAAUAUUUUGUAAAAACAAAAACAAUUAAAGUUAAAUUAAAAUAUUUUUAUAAAAUAAUUAUAAGAUAACAAAAACAAAAGACAAGCAAAACAAACAAACCGAGAAGU
Molecule: messenger RNA, 2344 nt
Organism: Eupeodes corollae
Lineage: Eukaryota; Metazoa; Arthropoda; Insecta; Diptera; Syrphidae
Product: protein escargot
Exons: 1
Coding region: 334-1758 (474 amino acids)
Biological process (GO): regulation of DNA-templated transcription
Molecular function (GO): DNA-binding transcription factor activity, RNA polymerase II-specific; RNA polymerase II cis-regulatory region sequence-specific DNA binding
Source: RefSeq, a predicted model, not a curated record